AUGGAAGAACGAACAACGUACGGAUCGUCGAGAGAUCGAGGCAUCCUUUGCGAGUUCGAGGUUCGCGUUGUCCCAGGGAAUCCGCUAUGCCGCCCACGUCGUCGCCGAUUACUGGGAGGUAUACGUGAAAGUAAUAGAACUAGUUACUUUUUGAGCGGCACGGAUCGCAAAUCCUGCAAUACGGUAGUCAGUAGGCGGUAUGGCCUACCAACAGGCGCAUACAGGUAUACGCAAGCUCUUUGUCGGACGGAGGUGGAGUACGGGUUAUAUUGGCGCCACCUCCUGCACGGUUAAGCGAGCGACUAGGGCAGACU
This is a messenger RNA of Apis laboriosa (Himalayan honeybee), 314 nucleotides long. RefSeq lists its product as uncharacterized. Bases 1 to 294 code for a protein of 97 amino acids. NCBI's taxonomy places the organism in Eukaryota, Metazoa, Arthropoda, Insecta, Hymenoptera, Apidae. The record is from RefSeq and is a predicted model, not a curated record. The transcript is spliced from 3 exons.